AUGAAUGGCAUCAUCUGUGGACGAAAAGGGCAAGGAGCCAUUCUCUGCAAAGUUUGCAAAAGAAAAACUGUUGAGAUUGCAGGGAUUUGGCAUUUCCAAGGAAGCCUUAAAUUAACAAGACAGGAACCAAGAUGUGAAACCCUAUACAGGACCGAGGAUACCACCAUCCCAGAAUAUUGAAGGUCCAACAGAGACCAGCCUAUGGCUGCUCUUAGAAUUAGAGGGCCAAAGGCAGGGCUGAAGCUGAGCAUCUCCACAAUUAUCCUUCAGGGUUCUCAGGAGGAUGAGAGUGUUAAGGAAGACAAACUCAGGUGCCUGCCUCCUGUGCCCUCUUGCCUGCUGCCCCUGAGCACAGUCAUCAUGCCUCGCGGUCAGGAGAGUAAGCGUCGUGCCCGUCAGAAACGUUGCCAGGCUCGAGGUGAAGACCGAUGUCUCAGGGGUGCUCAAGCCACCGCAGCAGAGGAGGAAAGUCUGCCAUCCUCCUCCUUUCCUGUAUGCCAGAGUGCUUCCCAGAGCUCCCCCGCUGCGGGCAUUUCUCAGGAGUCCCAGAAAGCUAGAAACCCCAGCUCUCCAGCUGCAGCUGUUUCACUCAUAAGUUGUGAUGAAGGUGCCAAGGGCCAAAAGGGGGAAAGUCCCAACUCCUCCCAAGGCCCGUCCUUCUCUGAGAGCUCAGGAGAUCUUCUGAAUGUGAAGACAGGCCAACUGGUGCAGUUCCUGCUCAACAAGUAUAUAAGGAAAGAGCCCAUUACGAGGGAAGCCAUGCUGAAGGUUAUCAACAGAAAGUACAAACAGCACUUCCCUGAGAUCCUCCGGAGAAGUGCCGAGAACAUGGAGAUGGUCUUUGGCCUCGAAUUGAAGGAAAUGGAUCCCAGACAUCAGUUCUAUAUGCUUUUCAGCAAGCUGGACUUUCCCAAUCAAGAGAGUCUGAGCGAUGGCAGGGACUUUCCCAAGAGCGGGCUCCUGAUGGUUCUCCUGAGCAUGAUCUUCAUGCAUGGCAACCGUGCCACUGAGGAAGAGAUGUGGGAAUGCCUGGGUGCACUGGGAAUGCAUAAAGGUAGGAAGCACUUCAUCUUUGGGGAGCCCCAGGAGCUUGUCACCAAAGAUUUGGUGCAAGAGGGGUACCUCGAGUACCGGCAGGUGCCCGGCAGUGAUCCUCCAUGCUGCGAGUUCCUGUGGGGUCCCAGGGCCCAUACUGAAACCAGCAAAAUGAAAGUUCUGGAGUUUGUAGCCAAGCUCAAUGAUACCGUUGCCAGUACCUACCAGUCCCAGUAUGAGGAGGCUCUGAGAGAUGAGGAAGAGCGAGCCAGAGCCAGAGCGGCAGCCAGAGCAGCAACCAGGGCCAGAUCUAGCAGGUCCUCCCAGCCCUAG
This is a messenger RNA of Sapajus apella (tufted capuchin), 1368 nucleotides long. It is a transcript of the gene MAGEB17, whose product is annotated as MAGE family member B17. Gene Ontology annotation, biological process: negative regulation of transcription by RNA polymerase II. NCBI's taxonomy places the organism in Eukaryota, Metazoa, Chordata, Mammalia, Primates, Cebidae. The record is from RefSeq and is a predicted model, not a curated record. Gene Ontology annotation, cellular component: nucleus.